Molecule: messenger RNA, 552 nt
Organism: Oenanthe melanoleuca
Lineage: Eukaryota; Metazoa; Chordata; Aves; Passeriformes; Muscicapidae
Product: proapoptotic nucleolar protein 1-like
Exons: 2
Coding region: 1-552 (183 amino acids)
Source: RefSeq, a predicted model, not a curated record
AUGGUAACCAGCGAUAGGACAAGAAGACCUCUUCGCGGCGCAGGGGCUUCGCCCCGGGUGCCGGCGGCGCGGUGGCUUCGUGCGGCCGCAGUGAGGAGCGAGCGCGGGCGGCGGGGGCGCCGCGACCCGGGGCCGGGCGGGGGCUCGGAUCACGGCAGCGGUGACACAGCGGGCAGCUGCGCGAGGGCAGCACACGAGCGACCCGCACGCUGCGGGGACGACUGGCCACCGCCCUUCCAGCGAACGGCAUCAGGAGGCCCGAGAGCCGGGGGGGAGUCGCGGCAGCGCCCGGGAGCAGCGCUGCUAGGCUGCGGCCGGCGGGCCCGCGGGCAGCGCGGCGGGGCAGAGCGCAGAGCCGCCCCUCCCGGGGGGCCCGCGGGCCGGGGCUGCCCCUCGCGGCGGCUGCGCGCCCAGUGCGCCUGCGCGCGGCGCGGGCAGGGACGUGGCCCGGGAGCCGGGGCCGGCGGAGCGGCGCGCGGGGCUCGGCGGGGCAGGGACGCCGAUGCCCGCACGCGCCGCCGCCUCCCGCCGCGGGCAGCGCUCCCAAGGUGA